CAAUGUAUAGAAGCGAGAACAAAUUAAAACCCGCAUAGUUCUAUCCAUUUUUAUAAUAUUAAUAAUAUUUUAAAUAAUCAUUAAUCUAAAUAUACUGUCAAUAAGUUUUGAAAAUCGUAUUUGGGAACGCGAAAACAAAUAUAUAUCCAUAGAAGAGACAUUUUAUUACCACAUUCGCAAAGUUAAUUCGUAGUACUUGAGAUGAUGGUGCUGUUCCUGUAGUUUCACGAAAAAUAAAUCUAUAUAAUAGUGAAUGUUAAAUAUCUCUCUGUUGAGUUUUAAAGAAGGAAAAGAAAAGAAAAAUCGCAACGACAAUUCAACCGGCUGUGAAGAAAAUCUUGCAAUCAUGGCCACCGUAUCUUAUCAAAUAGCAAAUUUACUGGAAAAGAUGACAUCUAAUGAUAAAGAUUUUAGAUUUAUGGCGACCAAUGAUUUGAUGAGCGAAUUACAGAAGGAUAGUAUUAAAUUAGACGAUGAUUCUGAACGUAAGGUUGUCAAGAUGUUACUUAAAUUAUUGGAAGACAAAAAUGGAGAAGUACAGAAUCUUGCUGUCAAAUGUUUAGGUCCACUAGUCAAUAAAGUCAAGGAAUAUCAAGUAGAAGUUAUUGUUGAUGCUUUAUGCAGUAAUAUGGUGUCUGAUAAGGAACAACUAAGGGAUAUUUGUAGUAUUGGCUUAAAGACUGUCAUUUCUGAACUUCCAUUAGGAUCCAGCUCAUUGGUUGCUAAUGUAUGCAAACGCAUUACUGGAAGAUUAAGUAGCGCUAUUGAAAAGCAAGAAGAUGUAUCCGUUCAAUUGGAGGCGCUUGAUAUUGUAGCAGAUUUAUUGUCUCGGUUUGGAGCUUUAUUGGUGACCUUUCAUUCAACUAUUUUAACCGCAUUAUUACCACAAUUAUCUUCCCCACGUCAAGCAGUUCGUAAACGUACCAUAGUAGCAUUGAGCCAUCUUUUAACAUCGAGUAACAAUUAUUUAUACAACAAACUUUUGGACCAUCUCCUUGAGGGACUUUCAUCGCAAACUGUCAAAAGUGUUAUCAGGACAUAUAUUCAGUGUAUUGCAUCGAUUUGUCGUCAAGCUGGACAUAGGUUUGGUGAACAAAUAGAACGAGUUAUGCCAUUGAUAGUAGGAUAUAGUAACGAGGACGACGAUGAACUUAGAGAAUAUUGUUUGCAAGCAUUUGAAGCUUUUGUAUAUAGAUGUCCUAAAGAAAUAACACCGCAUAUUAAUGAGAUCAUCAAAAUCUGUUUGAUAUAUAUUGUAUAUGAUCCUAAUUACAAUUACGACGACGAUAUGAACGAUCUUUCUGAUGGAGAAGCUAUUAUGGAAGUAGAAGAAGAUGGUGAGGAUGAUGCAGAAGAUGAAUAUUCAGAUGACGAUGAUAUGAGCUGGAAAGUACGUAGAGCAGCUGCUAAAUGUUUAGAAGCUGUAGUAUCGAGUAGAAGAGAACUCUUACCUGAACUAUACAGAGUUGUAUCUCCAGCAUUAAUUUCUAGAUUCAAAGAAAGAGAAGAAAAUGUUAAAUCAGACAUAUUCCAUGCCUACGUCGCUUUAUUAAGACAAACAAGACCUGCAACUGGUGUACCACUUGACCCAGACGCAAUGGAAGAUGACGAUGGUAGUCCUGUAUCUUUGUUGCAACAACAAGUACCUUUUAUUAUCAAAGCUGUACAUCGUCAGAUGAAAGAGAAAAGCAUCAAAACUCGACAAGAUUGUUUUUCUUUGCUUAAAGAAUUAGUUCUUGUAUUACCUGGUGCUUUAGCGAAUCAUAUACCCGCAUUAAUACCAGGCAUACAAUAUUCUUUGGGAGACAAAAAUUCUUCUUCUAAUAUGAAAAUCGAUACUUUAGCCUUUGUACAUACACUUUUGGUAACUCAUCAACCUGAAGCAUUUCAUGCUCAUAUGGCAGUUUUAGCUCCUCCAAUUAUAUCAGCUGUAGGAGAUCCAUUUUAUAAAAUCACUGCAGAAGCAUUAUUAGUGUUACAACAACUUGUACAAGUUAUUAGACCUCAUGGGAGAACAUGUUAUUACAAUUUCCCUACAUUGUCUUCUGACAUUUAUCAAUGUACAUUAACGAGGUUACGAACAGCGGACAUAGAUCAAGAAGUCAAAGAAAGAGCCAUCGCUUGUAUGGGACAAAUUCUUGCACAUUUCGGUGAUACAUUGUCUGGUGAAUUACAUAUAUGCCUUCCCAUAUUUUUGGAUAGAUUACACAAUGAAAUCACACGUCUCACAACUGUUAAAGCAUUAACUUGUAUAGCCGCUUCACCCUUAAGAGUAGAUUUAAAACCAAUAAUGGAAGAUGCAAUACCCAUUCUUGGAUCAUUUUUAAGAAAAAAUCAGAGAGCUUUAAAAUUGUGUUCCUUACCACUUUUGGAUACUUUAGUACGCAAUUACAGUUCUGCACUACACUUUGAUCUAUUAGACACGGUUACAACAGAAUUACCUGCUCUAUUAAAUGAGACUGAUUUACAUAUUGCACAAUUAACACUUAAUUUACUGACUACAAUUGCUAAAUUACAUCCAGGUUCAUUAACAAGAGUUUCAGAUAAUAUUUUACCUGAGAUAUUAGUGUUGGUUAAAUCACCACUCCUUCAAGGUGUUGCAUUAAGUUCUAUGCUUGAGUUCUUCCAAGCAUUGGUACAAGCUGAUAUACCUGGACUUGGUUAUCGUGAGUUGCUCACAAUGUUAGUAGCACCAGUCAAUCAAUCCGUGUUACAUAAACAAGCUUAUCAUUCAUUGGCUAAAUGUGCCGCUGCAUUGACAGUUACUUGUCAGCAAGAAGCACAAGUUGUCGUUGAACAAUUUUUAAAUGAUGUUAAAGAACCACAAAAUGACGCGCAACACAUUUUUGCGUUGCUAGUUAUCGGAGAGAUCGGUAAACAUGUAGACUUAAGCGGAAUUGGCGAAUUGAAAGUAACAAUCUUGUCAUCUUUCUCAUCUCAUUCAGAAGAAGUCAAAUCAGCAGCUAGUUAUACUUUAGGAAAUAUAGCUGUUGGUAAUCUUCCAGAAUAUUUACCAUUCGUACUAAAAGAAAUAGAAGCACAACCUAAACGUCAAUAUCUUCUUUUACACUCUUUAAAAGAGAUUAUCGCGUGUCAAUCUGCAAGUCCCUCCGGUAUAACGCAUUUACAAAGUUUUGUACCAUCCAUAUGGAUGCUUUUAUACAGACACUGUGAAUGUACAGAAGAAGGUACUCGCAAUGUCGUUGCAGAAUGUCUUGGAAAGCUCACUUUAAUAGAUCCAACUAGAUUAUUACCUACGUUACAAGAUUCUUUAAAAUCACCAUCUGCUCUUAUGAGAACUACAAUAGUCACAGCUGUUAAGUUUACCAUUUCAGAUCAGCCUCAACCAAUCGACGUUAUGUUGAAACAAUGCAUGGAACACUUUUUGGUUGCCUUGGAAGAUCCAGAUUUGAAUGUACGAAGGGUGGCAUUAGUUGCUUUCAAUUCAGCAGCACACAAUAAGCCUAUGUUAAUCAGAGAUUUAUUAGAUUCCGUUUUACCACAUCUUUACACAGAAACCAAAAUAAAGAAAGAAUUAAUCAGAGAAGUAGAAAUGGGCCCAUUCAAACAUACAGUUGACGACGGUUUGGAUUUAAGGAAAGCAGCAUUCGAAUGCAUGUACACAUUACUGGACUCUUGUCUUGAUCGAUUAGAUGUUUUCGAAUUCUUGAAUCACGUUGAAAAUGGUCUUCGAGAUCAUUACGACAUAAAGAUGUUGACCUAUUUGAUGACUGCUCGUUUAGCACAAUUGUGCCCAACUGCAGUUUUACAAAGGUUAGAACGAUUAGUGGAACCAUUAAAGAGUACCUGUACUAUGAAGGUCAAAGCUAACUCGGUUAAACAAGAAUAUGAGAAACAGGAUGAAUUGAAACGUUCUGCACUUAGAGCUGUUGCUGCAUUACUUACUAUUCCAGAUGCUGAUAAAAAUCCAUCGUUAAGUGAAUUUGUAUCGCAAAUCAAGACAACGGCAGAAUUACAACCCUUAUUUGAAAUCAUUCAGAAAGACUGUACUGGUAAUAACGUGAAUGAAACUAACGCGAUGGAUCAAAGCUAAAAGAGUUUACACUACAACAACAACAACAACAACACCCAUUAAUUUUUAUAUUUCACCAGAUCACCUGUAGCUAAAUGCACGAGAGUGAUCGUACUAUUUCAUAGUUUAUUUGUAUACGUUAUUUUUUCAUUAUCGUCGCUACAAUUUCAAUAAAUAUGGUAGUUGUGAUA
Messenger RNA from Polistes dominula (European paper wasp), 4224 nucleotides. It is a transcript of the gene Cand1, whose product is annotated as Cullin-associated and neddylation-dissociated 1. Lineage: Eukaryota; Metazoa; Arthropoda; Insecta; Hymenoptera; Vespidae. Gene Ontology annotation, biological process: SCF complex assembly. The record is from RefSeq and is a predicted model, not a curated record.